CAGCCUUACCCUGUCCAGCACCCUCAGUCCCUCUACCCCCCUCAGCCUUACCCUAUCCAGCCCCCUCAGUCCUACUCUAACCCCAGUAAACACCACAUUGUGAUCCAGCAGGAGGCACCACCGGCAGGGUUCCCCAUGCAAUGGGCUGCUGGAGUCGCCACGGCUGGGCUCCAUUUCAGGGCCCCAGUGGGCCUUCAAACUUCCUGGACAAGCCCUGCCAUGCCGGAUACCCAGGGAUGGAGAAUAGUACAGGAUGUGGCGGGGGAGGAUCUGGGGAGGGUGGCCAGUGCAGCGACUAGUCCUGAAGGAGGGAGCAGUGUGGGACACAGACAGAAGAGAGAGAAGAGCAGCGAUUUGGCACAUGAGCUCGACAUCAAACCAGUGCGUCUGUCGAGUGGACAUGGAGAGAGCAGUGAGAAUAGCAGAACCUCCAGUCAGGCCAGUAAAGACAGCGUCAGUAGCAGGGAGAGGAGGAAGAGGAAGGAGAAGAAUGGAGGAAGAGCAGGACAGAGUGCAACAGACAGGUCCUCUGCAGGAUCCGGGGAGGUGGUUAUUCCUGAGGCUUCAGUAUCUUCUGCCUCUGUGGUCCAAAGCUCAGAGAAUGAUGGGACAUCGGUGGUAGGGAGAAACAGGAGCAGGAUGAGUAGGGGACUGGCUAACCUAUUCAGUGCAGAGGAGACAGGAAGUCAUAGAGACGAAUCAGGGAGUGAUAGGGAGUGGUCGGUGAGUCAAAAGGAGGAAUCAAGUCAAAUUCAAGAAUCAGGGAGUCAUAGGGUAGAGGCAGUGAGUCAAAUGGAAGAGUCAAGAAGUCAUAUGCAGGCGUCAAUGAUUAAAAAGGAGUCAGUGAGUCAUAGGGAGGAAGUAGCCAGUGAGGAAGAAGUAGGAGAUAAUGCCAUGGAGGCCACAGAGGGAGAAGAGGAGAGUCUGGUUGGACUCAGUGCGGAGGAGGGAGCAACAGGAGAAGAGGAGAGUCUGGUUGGACUCAGUGCGGAGGAGUUAGCAACAGGAGAAGAGGAGAGUCUGGUUGGACUCAGUGAGGAGGGGGGAGCAACAGGAGAAGAGGAGAGUCUGGUUGGACUCCGUGAGGAGGGGGGAGCAACAGGAGAAGAGGAGGAGGAAAUUAAACAUGACAGAGAGGAGGGGAGGGAAACAAAGAAAGAAGAGGGAAUGGGAGAACAUGAAGGCGAAAAAGAGCAAGGAGAAGAUCAGGAUGAAGGCAAUGAGGCACACCAUAGAGACAGAGACGAAGGAGAGGAGGAGGAGGAAGAGGAAGAAGUCCAACCAGAGAGUGAGAGCGUUUCUAUAAGGGAGCACACUGCAGAGGACGAGGAAGACAGGGAGAGGGGAGAGGAGGACGCAGAGGAGGCACAGGACUCAGAAGGGCAGGUAGAGCGCGAGGAGGUGGAACGGGGUGAUAGAGGCAUGGAGGAAGAGAGCGAGAACGAAAGAGAGGAAUCACACACGUCUCAGAACGGAGAGAUAGAAGAGGAGGAUGUGGGAGUUGGGGAUGAAAGAGAUGAUAAUGAGGAGGGGUCAGAAGGUGAAGAAGAUGGUGGCGAGGAAGAGGAAGAGGAGCAGCGUUGUCAGGAUGCUGAGGAAGACUCGGCAGCAGGGCAACCUGAGGAUGAAGAGGAGAGAGAGUCUGACGACAGCAUCAUCUCACCACCAGAACACAGGUCAUCCAAAUGCCUGGCAGAGGAGGAGGAGGAGGAAGAAGUGAUCGGUGAUAAUGAUGAAAAUGAUGAUGGUGAAGAUGAUGAAGAUGACAAAGUGAAAGGGUAUUCAUGGUCUGUGGAUCCCUUUCCAGAUGAGGAUGAUGACAUUGAAAGUCUUCUCGCUCCACAAGCAAAGUCUCAGGAAAAACAAGAGAAAGAAGAAAAGAAGAAGACAGUCGUCCUUGUCAAACCCAAAGCCAUAUAUGAAGACUUGGACAGUUUCUCUGAAGUAAAAGCACUUCACAAAAAGAAAGGGGCUAAUCAGGACACAGACUCAGAAGAGUUUGAUCACUUCUACGACUGACAAGCCUUGUGUUCCAGCUCACCUAAAACCUCAACAAGAUAUGAGUGACUGCAAUUCUAAUGCCAGACUUCUAAAUCCACAACACUUGAACAUGAAAUCCACAACACUUGA
Messenger RNA from Oncorhynchus keta (chum salmon), 2130 nucleotides. RefSeq names its product HIV Tat-specific factor 1 homolog. Bases 136 to 2019 code for a protein of 627 amino acids. Lineage: Eukaryota; Metazoa; Chordata; Actinopteri; Salmoniformes; Salmonidae. The record is from RefSeq and is a predicted model, not a curated record. The transcript is spliced from 5 exons.